AAAUUCAAAAUGUGUUUGGAUAAGGCCCUGAGCAAGCUGCUGGGCCUGUCUGCCUUGCUUUGCACAGCAGGUUGGACUAGAAACCUCCGAAGGUCCCUUCCCACCUUGCCUCUCUUUAGCUCCUCUGAACUCCUCUGUUCCUUCUUAGACAUCAUUAGCAGUGGGGUUGGGGACAGAAAUGCAAUUUCAUGUUUUGAAACUAGCUGUAGAUCUCCUUGAUGUGCUGAAGGCUGCUUCCUGAAGGAGGAUGGAUAUGCCCCUCCUGUGCUCUUAGGAAGAGGAUGUGCAGUGGCAUCGGCGUCCAGCCAUGGAGACAACGCAUGGGUGUCAUGUGGGAACCACCUGUUCUGCGUGAAAGAGAAGGAAUGAAUCAUCUGAUAAAGAGGAGAAACAAAACACCUGGUAGAUGGAAGCCAUGAAGAUAUCAAAGCGGUUCUUUGCUUUUGGGAUUUUGGCCUGCAUAGCUAUUUAUGUGGCAUACAUGAAAUGGCACUUGGACUCCAAACCAGCCUUAGGAGAGACAGAAGGAAUCACUGAAAGGAGAGACAAGUCGACACAUCAGGCAGUGACAUCAGAUCUCUCAGUCUUUUAUGGGAUUAUGUUUGAUGCAGGAAGCACUGGAACUCGCAUACAUAUCUUUAAAUUUAAACAGCAGCCGAAAGAGACUCCCAAGUUAACCCAUGAGACGUUUAAAGCACUGAAGCCGGGCCUGUCUGCAUAUGCUGAUGAUGUUGAAAAGAGUGGCCAGGGCAUAAAAGAGCUCCUGGAAGUAGCAAAGAAUGAAGUUCCCAUGGAGCUGUGGAAAUUCACUCCUCUGGUCCUGAAAGCAACUGCCGGCUUACGGUUGUUGCCAGGAGAGAAGGCUCAGAAGUUGCUGGAUAAGGUGAAGGAGAUUUUUCAGGCUUCCCCCUUCUUUGUGAGGGACAACUGUGUGUCCAUAAUGAAUGGAACGGAUGAAGGCAUUUCAGCCUGGAUCACAAUCAAUUUUUUAACAGGCAGCUUAAAUAACCCACAGAAGAGAAGUGUAGGAAUGCUGGAUUUGGGUGGUGGAUCAACACAGAUCACCUUCCUCCCACGCACUGAGGCAACUCUGCAGGCAUCACCAGCYGGCCAUACAACUUCCUUUCAGAUGUUCAACAGUACCUAUAAGCUGUAUUCAUACAGUUACUUGGGACUCGGACUGAUGUCAGCAAGGCUCGCAAUUUUAGGAGGAACUGAGGGAAAACCCUUAGGAGAAGGUGAGGAGCUGGUCAGCCCUUGUUUAUCACCUGAUUUCAAAUCUGAGUGGGAACAUGCUGAAAUAGUGUACAAAAUUAAAGGACAGAAGGCAGGCGAACCUUUGUAUGAGUCUUGUUCCACAAAAGUGGCAAAGAUGCUCUACCAAAAAGUGCAUAAAACCGAGGAAGUGACGAAUCAGGAGUUUUAUGCUUUCUCCUACUACUAUGACCGUGCAGCAGAGGUUGGUCUCAUAGAUAAAGAAAAGGGAGGAAGCCUAACUCUUGGUGACUUURAAACUGCAGCUAAAUAUGUGUGCAAGACCAUGGAAAUCACAGCGGGAAGUAGCCCUUUUCUCUGCAUGGACCUCACAUACAUCRCCUGGCUGCUGCAAGAACUAGGCUUUGCCAAGAGCCAGGUCUUCAAGCUUGCCCGGAAAAUUGACAACGUUGAAACCAGCUGGGCUCUGGGAGCCACUUUUCAUUACAUUGACUCACUCAAUAGACUGCAACACCUCGAAGGUGGCUUUUGAGAACCCGUUUUUGGAAGCCCAGUGCAGGGGAAUCUGGGGAGAAAAGAAUAAGCCUUGAUUGUAUGGCAUUUGCAGUCAACCUGAUGUAAACCCMCAUCAUCUUUGAAAGAAAACUAGGACUCUCUGCAGGACACUCAUGAUCUCUAUGAGAGAAAAACAAAAAGUCUUUGUGGAAUGUGCCUGUAAUAAUUGCUUGUGAUGURCUUAAGUUGGUGUAGGAAGCGGUCACGCCAGAGAGCUCUUCAACCAUCCUGAUUUCAUUUCAGGAUGUUUCUUUUUGCCAACAGUUUUCAGUGA
This is a messenger RNA of Nothoprocta perdicaria, 2044 nucleotides long. RefSeq names its product ectonucleoside triphosphate diphosphohydrolase 6 (putative) (gene ENTPD6). Gene Ontology annotation, biological process: nucleoside diphosphate catabolic process. The coding region runs from base 407 to 1747 and encodes 446 amino acids. NCBI's taxonomy places the organism in Eukaryota, Metazoa, Chordata, Aves, Tinamiformes, Tinamidae. The record is from RefSeq and is a predicted model, not a curated record. Gene Ontology annotation, cellular component: Golgi apparatus; membrane. Gene Ontology annotation, molecular function: UDP phosphatase activity; GDP phosphatase activity. The transcript is spliced from 15 exons.